AUGUCCAAACACAAAAGAAGCCUUGUCUUGACUCUCCCCGAUCCCACUGUUGCUGGUCAUAUCAUUGGAAAAAAAGGAAGUCAAAUUAAUUUAUUACGACAAUUAACUAAAUGUAAUAUUCAAGUUGAAAAAUCGCAAGUACGAAUAUCGGGACGAAAUUCAAAACAAGCGGCAGAUUUAAUUCAUAUCAUCAUUAAUAAUGCAAUAUGUGUGUAUGAACAUCCAAAAAGUGUUUAUCACGUCUGGAAUAAUAUUCGAAGAGAUGAAUGUGGUGAUCGAUUCAAGCUUGACGAGUAUUCCAUUCCGUAUGUUCAGAAAUUAGGAAAGGAUCGAAAAUAUUACAUUUUAAAACAAUGUCCUAAAGAUGAAAAUGGGAAAGACAAAUAUGCAUGGAUGGCUCCUCUCAACUUGGAAGAAACAAUGAGCGUUGAUAAGGAUUCAGAAACAACUCCAAACGAAGAAUUCAAUCAAACAUCAGAAGGAAUCUCCACACCACCACAAGUCAGCAUUCCCUCUACUAUGGAACAACCAACCUCCAUGAAUGAUCAAGAAUCGGAUGCAUCUUUGAGUGAAAAACCUGUCACAGUUGAAACUGUGCAAUUUAUUUAUUCACCAUCGACCAUUGAACAGCUGAUUGAGGAAGGAAGACAACGAGUAGCAUCCAGUUUUAUAGAAAUGGCUCGAGUCACUUCUUCAUUAGUGCAAUCGUAUACACACAAUAAGAUUCUGAUCAAAAUGAGCCUUGGUAAAAAGACGUUCUAUGAUGCCAAGAGAAAUGUUCUCUUGGAGAAUGACAACAAGAUUUUUAAUUUUCAAACUUUUACUAAGUUACAAAUUGGAUUUGGAAAGGACAUUAAAUCAACAUGGAGAAACGAAAUUGAUUACAACACAGUACAACGCAUGCGAAAUUACAUGUUGAAUAAUGGAUGGAAACUGGAACAAGUUCUUAAAAGUGUUUCUUGUUAUGUUGUGGAAGUGAUAGAUGGAAUUCUAGAUCGCAAUGGACAGGGUGGGAAACGUUUUGGAUUUAAAGUCGUACCUUUGGAGGACCAUCAAACACAAUCUUUCUCUUGUAAAUUGGUGAAAGUGAGAAAUUUACUGAACAAAUUAUUAUUUAUUGACAUUUUCAAUGUUGAUGAAACAAUAUCCAAAUAUGACUAUCGAAUUAGAUUUCAAACAGAGCAAUCGGUCACUCAAUUUGAGACAAUGACGAAUUUACAAAAUUAUGUUUCUCAUUUGAGAUUUGAAAACGAUCAGCUCACCGACAAGUUUGUUCCCACUCCAAUUCGCCAACAAUUCAGGGUAGACUCGUUUCGAAACAAGUUAAAAGAAAUUUACACAUUUGGGAAUGUUAAAAUUACUUUGAAUAAUAUCAUAACAACAAAUAGACAAGAAUGGUAUGAGGUUUCCAUCUCUCAAAUCGAAAAUUUUUCAUUGUCAAACUUGAAUACAGACAAGGUUUUGGAAUAUCUUUCUGUGAUGAAUUUGGUGGUGGGAUCCAUGAACUGA
Molecule: messenger RNA, 1509 nt
Organism: Naegleria fowleri
Lineage: Eukaryota; Heterolobosea; Eutetramitea; Acrasida; Naegleriidae
Exons: 1
Coding region: 1-1509 (502 amino acids)
Molecular function (GO): RNA binding
Source: RefSeq, a predicted model, not a curated record